Messenger RNA from Rhopilema esculentum, 3917 nucleotides. RefSeq names its product WD repeat domain phosphoinositide-interacting protein 4. The record is from RefSeq and is a predicted model, not a curated record. Gene Ontology annotation, molecular function: protein binding. NCBI's taxonomy places the organism in Eukaryota, Metazoa, Cnidaria, Scyphozoa, Rhizostomeae, Rhizostomatidae.
GUAAUAUAACAUAUUACGUCAUUACAAUCACGAGGUUGGUCUCGUUUCCGCGUAGAAGAGAAAACAAACCAAAUCAACAAAAUGGCUACUGCUGGAAGUAUUUUGUGCCUGAAUUUCAACGAGGAUAAAGGUUGCUUUUGCUGUGGCUUUGAAUAUGGCUUCAGAGUGUAUAAUGUGGAACCAUUGUCAGAGCUUCACAGAGAAGAUAUCCAGGACUGUGGUGGCAUAGGCCGGAUACAGAUGCUACAAAGAACAAAUCUGUUUGCUAUUGUUGGAAGUGGGAAACACAUGAAAUAUCCAAAGAACAAAGUUUUUGUCUGGGAUGCAUCACUCCGAAAAGCUGUGUUGGAGCUUGCUUUUGGAACACCAGUUUUGAAUGUUCUGUUGCGCAAAGACAUGAUCUUUGUCAUCCUAAAGAAUAAUAUCUAUGCUUAUUCAUUUCCAAAUGAACUUGAAAAGUUUUUUGUGAUUGACACAAAAGACAAUAUAAAAGGCCUUUGCAAACUAGCAGAAAGUACGGAAAAUAACGUCAUUGCUUUUCCUGGAAGGAAAUGUGGCAGUGUUGAAAUUCUGGAUAUCAAUUUGAUGAGACAGUCAGGAUCAUCUGCAAGUCCAGCUACCAUUAAUGCACAUCAGAGCGAACUUGCGUGCAUUGCUUUGAACCAGAUUGGAUCGAAAAUUGCCACAGCAUCGGAAAAGGGUACACUUAUUCGAGUUUUUGACACAAAAACAAAACGUCAGCUACUCGAAGUGCGAAGGGGAGCAGAUCCAGCUUCACUCUACUGUAUAAAUUUCAGUUCGGACUCAUCUUACUUAUGCGCAUCUAGUGACAAAGGGACCAUUCACAUUUUUGCCUUGAAGGACCCAAACUUAAACAAACGUUCCAAGCUAGCCACAGUUGGUUUGUUUGGCCAGUAUGCCGAAUCUCAGUGGGGAUUGGCAAGUUUUUCUGUCCCUGCGGAGCUGCCUUGUAUCUGCGCCUUUGCAUCUUCAAAUUCAGUUGUUGCUGUUUGCAUCGAUGGCUCUUUUCACAAGUACGUUUUCACGAAAGAUGGAAAUUGCAAUCGCACAGCUUUUGAUAUUUUCACUGAACUUUGUGACGAAGAACUGCUGUAGCCUUUAUCGUACGUCUUCCCAGAAUACGUCAUGCGUACCUCAGACGCUCGUUGCUGAAGCCAGUUCGUAGCAUCUUUAUAGCCCAGGCAAUUUUAAAACCUAUAAUAUAGAAAAAGAAAUACUUCCGAUAAUUCUUGAACUGAAUACUCACUAAAUAAAGUACAGUAAGGCCCCGAUUUUUCACACCUUAGCCUAAAGUGUUUCUUAUAUCUAUGGUACCUUUUCACUUUCUUUUAGGUUUUUUCCUGAAUGCGGCUUUACUGUAUUAUAUCUUAACAAGAUUUGCAAAGGUAGCUCUUAUAAUGAUGGAACUAUGAAUAUAGAAUUCAGAGAAUAUCUCAAAAUUUAGGUCAGAAAUGUCUGUAACCCUUAUUCCAAAUCAUACAAGCACAUAAAAAUUAUCCAGUUAUCUGUAAUAAGGAUUCGUCCGUUGAAAAAUGACCCAUGUUUUGUGAUGCAUUUUGAGAUGUUCCUGCUUUCUAAAUAAUUUAAUUGCAUGUUAUCGAAAUUCGGAAUUUUACAUUAGAUUGUUCAUCAUUAAAUAAUUUGAGGUAAAACUGAGACGUAGUAUGAAAUAUUUCUGGUAUGUUCGAAAGUAAUAUAGCAGCACUUUGUUUGUAAAUAUUGUAAGAUAGAAAAAUUAAAUUGCUUGUUCCAUGAAAUUUAAUGUUUAGGAUUUUUUUGCAGCUUGUAUUAUUAGUUUGAAGUUCAGUUUAGUUCUGUUUUUAUUCUAAGUUCAAUUGUAUAUCUCGACCUGUUACAAGUACAUAUAUACACAUGUACUUGUAACAGGUCGAGAUAUACAAUACCUGUAAACUACCAAAGUAUAAGACAUAAUUAAGGAUAGUGUGAUCUUAUAAUUACUUUAUGAAAUCAAUGCAAUAAAUAACACAGAAUUAAUUUUUUUUCUCUUCCUAGGGGCGCAAUGGGAGCUAAUUUUUUUAAGGGGGGUGUAUUAAACCUCAAGUUCUCCGAAAAGCCCGACAAAUUAGAAACACAUUGACUAACUUCUCUGCGCUUAACUCUCCCAGCCACUGCCUGUUCCGGGAACGCUGCCUUUAUUCUCUGCUAAUGUUGAGCAUUCACAUUGCAAUGUUUCAAAAUUUUAACAAUGUCAAUCUUGGUUAUAAUAUACCUCUUUUUGUACAUUCUCAUUCAAAAAUGAAGUCUGCAAUCGUUGCCUAAACUCCUUGAUACUGGAUUAAAAACUUUGAAAAAACGGGGACAGAUCAAUUUCUCCCUUCGCCCUUCAUCAAUGUUGCUAAAUAUCCCAUCAUUCUAUUUUAGCCAAUACUAUCACUCCAACAUUGAUAUAGGGGGGGAGGGGUGUGAGGCAGUCAUGAGUUCUGGCCAGAAUUGUGGGUUUUUUCCUAGAUUUUUAGACUGCAUUUUUUUGUUGGGAGGAGGUUUUAGUAUAACAUAAUUAAUAUGCUCUGGGUUAUAUUGCACUUUGUACUACUUUCUUGGUUCUUGGUAACACUCUUCAUAGAAAGGGUGCUAUACCCAUGGGUAGCCCUAUUCGUUUCUUUAUAUUUUCUCAUUUUAUAAAUACAUCCUGAAUUACGAAUUGUAGACUGCAUUAAUCAAGCCGUAGAAUCGCGAGAGUGUGUUUCAUCCUUUGGUGUGUAAGCGAUAUUGUUUUGAGUUAUCGUACGCACAUAAAUCAGAAUGCAAUAUAAUACGAUGCAUAAGAACACUAUACGAUACUGUGCUAAAAAGGCAAAGUCCGAGAUCAUGCUCGUUGAUCAUAUCUAGGGAAAGUAUUUUUGGACCUUUUUCCCGUCAUAUUUAAAAUUGGCGAUAAAAAAGAAGCGAAAAGGAAUGUAAACUGGAAAGAAAAAAAUUUGCAUCGGAAGAGAGGGAGAACGCAAACUAAAAAAACAAGAAAGCGAAAAGAAACCUAUAACAGCCUGAAAUUCAACAGAAUUGAAGAAUCUGGUUAAACCUUGGCUCCGUGAAAUAAAUUGCAAUCCUUGACAUUGCUUCAUGUUAGUGUUUUAUUUAGUGUUUUUCAACUAUUGUUUUAACUAGAACUGAAUAAAUCAUAUGUAUAUACAAAGAAAGAACACGAAGAAAAAGCAUCGAUCAAAGUAGGUAUAAAGGAAAAGGAGAAGGAUUGAACGGUAAGAUAAUGUGAGAAAAGGUUGUAGUGAGGCUGAGAUAAUUAUCAAUGAAAAGGCGAGUAUAGGAUUUAACAGGCGGGUGAGAAUUUAAAGAACGAGAAAUUCUUAAAACAAAUGGCUAAAAAGAUGGAGGGCUGCAAAGAACACGAAAGGGAAAUGGUAGAAGCGGCAUAUGAAUUGAAAGUACGGUAAAGGGAGAGAAUGGUAGAAACAAAGCGAAUAUUACAAGAGAGAUAAAAAGAAUAAACAGGGAAAUGUUGAUAUAAAUGAGAAAAAUUAAAAGAGCCUUUGUUUAUUUCAACGCUUGAUCAUAUCGUUUGUUCUAGCCAAUAGUCUUAAACAUUUAGCAAUAGCCAUUGUGUAAGGGAGAAUUUUCCACCAUCUAGUAUGUUCAAAAAAGACCUUGAAACAAAUGCAACAAUUCCCUGUAUUCAGUAUAGACUUUUUGCAAAUUCUUUAAUGCCCUUGCAUCCUGCGCGCAAUGUUCCAGGCUUGAAUGAAAUAAAGUAGAAAAAGAGUUUCAAUGUUUAGAAUUUGACGUUGCCAAUGCAUCAGUCCGCGAUAAUUGUUUAUCUUGAAGCCUGGGUAUCUUUGCAAUUUUCUUUAGAGAGAUAAUUUUCGAAGAAAGCAAACAUGAUAUCAGUUGCCACAUACCUCUUGAGCACUGAAACUUGGAAA